This is a messenger RNA of Striga hermonthica, 3660 nucleotides long. The record is from the annotation of a GenBank genome assembly. NCBI's taxonomy places the organism in Eukaryota, Viridiplantae, Streptophyta, Magnoliopsida, Lamiales, Orobanchaceae.
AUGGCGACGGCGGAAGAAGGCGGAGCCACUGUCCAUCCAACCUCGUCGCCCUACGGUGGUGGAGGAGCAGGAGGAAAGUUCCGCAAGAAGCCUUUUCGCAGACCGACGACACCGUACGAUCGUCCACCCACUGCGCUCCGAGGAAACAAUGACAACAAUAGCAGCUGGUUAAGAAAGCUGGUUGUGGAGCCCGCCUCGAAGCUCAUAUCUUAUGGGGCAGAGCGUUUUUUCGCCCCACUUCUUCGCAAGCGCCUCCCCCCUCCUCAGCCGCCAGAGGAAAAAGCUGAUGUUGGUGAUGGGAUUCAAGGGCCAGCUCUUGAUAGUCAUGAUGGUUCCCAUGAGCCCGUAGGUGGUGAUUGCAGUCAGCCAAUCAAUAGUUCUAGCAGCAAUGACAUCUCUGAGCUUGAGCAAUUAUUGAAGCAAAGAACCUUCACCAGGUCUGAAAUUGUUCAUUUGAGAGACCUACUGCAAUCAAGAGCUACAGAAGUAUCUCCUGUGGAUGUUGGCCAUAAAAAGGAAGAUACUGCUUCAGAUUAUGCAAGAGAUCACCAAUUUGCGAGUGGGCUCUUGGAAGAGAACAGAAAUGGGAGGAAUAGAUCCUCCACUUUAAUGUCUACUCCUAUUUUCAACUCAAAAGUUGUUGAGGAUGGUGAUGCUUCUCCUACUGAACUUGCAAAAGCUUAUAUGGGAAGUAGGCCUUCAAAAGUAUUGCCAUCAGUGCUAGGAAUACGCAAUCGAGUUGGUAAGGGAGAUACGGAGUUGCUUAGUAGCUUGCCAUCUGCCUCAGGGUUACCUAUCAUGGCAUCGACUAUGAAGACCCAUGGCAGCAUGGCUGCUACCGACAAUGGCUUCAUAACCCCUAGACCACGCGGCAGAUCGGCUAUCUACAACAUGGCUCGUACACCAUAUUCCAAAGUUCACCUAACUUCCAGUCUCAAGGGAAAUGGAAUUAAUCGCAAUGGUUAUGCUGGACCUGGACUAUCAACAUCCUCAUCUUUUCUUUCUCCAGCGGACAUUGAUGAAAAAGUUAACUCUCCUGCGAUGAGCUUAAAACGGAGGAGUUCAGUCUUAGAUGAUGAGCUUGGUUCCUCCGUGGGUCCUAUAAGGAGAAUUAGACAGAAACAUUUGUUAGCUUCUGGACUUCAUAGUACUACGCAUGGGGUAAGAAUAGGUUCCCAUGCAAAGCAGAAGUCUCAAUUGAUCAGUGAACAAAGCCAUAAAACACCCAAAGCUGUUGGAGAAAAUGAUAAUGAAGGUGUACCAAGCUCCAGUUAUCCUCGUGUACCUUCCAAAUCUAGUGAAGUUGCUUCCAAAAUAUUGCAGCACCUGGAAAAGAUGACCCCAAAAGAAAAAUCAUCAGAGUCCAAGUUUGUUGAUCGGACGGAGAAAUCACGUCUGACAUUGACACCAAGUAUGCUUUCUGGACAGGCUCUUAGGAGUAUGGAGGAUGUGGAUUCGUCAAAGUUGUUGGAUGUUCAGGAUGAUCAUAUGUUGGGGGACAAGUGUAAUGCCACUUUAGCUGAUGCUUAUGAUUUCUGUAUGCAAAAUAAAGAAAAAAUAGAGGAAAAUGGCCCUAAAGAACAUGUCGACUCAUUGGACAAGUGGCACCCAGUAUUGCAUAAUGAUUCCGUGGUGUCCUUGAAAGCCUCUAUGCCAAGUACCAGUGCUAGUGGUUCUAUUGUAAAAACUGGUGCAUCCCAUCCUCAAAAGAAGAGGGUUUUUAGGAUGAGUGCUCAAGAGGAUUUCUCCGAGCAGGAUGAUGAUACACAUUGUAAUGGACCUGUACCAGUAUCAACCUCCGGAAACCAAGGACCAACGGAGGCCACUCUCACAGAUAGGAAGAUUACGCCUUCUGAAGAACCCAAGCUGGUAAAGCCGUCAAUGAGGGAGGAAAACCAGUCAGCUUUGCCCCUUAUCUCAAGGAACACAAGUGCACCAAAUUUUGGUGAUGUCACAUCUGGAGAAGGAAGUACUGUUGUUUCCUUGUCAACAACAGACGAAAUAAAGGAAGCUUCGCAAUCAGCCUUUCUUACUCCCUCUGUUGCUUCAUCUGACAAGCCCAAGGAUGCAAGUAAUGUUCCAUUGUUCAGCUUUAGCUCUAAAGUUGCUGAAAAGGUUGCUUCCGUUCCUUCUGAUGUUAUCGAGGUGGAUAAUAAGAUUGAAGUCUCCAGCAGUUUGGUUAAUGCUUCAACUGUACUCCAAGACAAAGUUCCUGAGUUGGACAAAAGUUGUCCUCCCAACCUUUUGAAGGCAGGAAAUGCAAAUGGAAAAUCUGAUACCUUUCAUUUUGCGGCAUCAAAUGGACCAUCUCUCGGUUCUAGGGCUCCUGCAAUGUCAUUUACUACUGCAGCUGUCUCUAAUGACACAAAUCAGAUAGUCAAGGGUGUUGGUGCUUUCCCAUUCAACUCUUCAGCCAGCAGUGGCAGCACCUCCAUUUUUGGACUGACUGCAGCAGAACCUUCAAUUCCUGCUGGCGGCCCGGUCAUCAAGUUUGGUGCUUCUGUUGUAGAUCCAGACACCUCUGUUCCUGUAGCAUCUACUGCUAGCGUCUCUCAGGCAGAGUCAAAUCCUGGAACCAACAAAAGUGAGACUCUUACCAAUGCUGCAGCUUUUACAGUAGCUAGUUCCGCAAGUAGCACCACCACUCUCGGACUUGGCUCAUCUGUCAGUUUCCCAAGCGUAUUUGGGACUGCCUCGCAAGACGUGUCAUCCACUAAGGCAGUCUCAUCUGCCCCAGCAUUCAACUUGAGCAGUAGCAGCACGCUUUUCAGUUCCUCAUCUGGUUCCCAAGUUUCAGAACCAAGCUUUUCUUUUGGUUUGAGUCGUCCCGCGUCUUCAUCAGACACAAGUACAGUCAAAUUCGGCGCUAACUCUACGGAAGCAACUGCAGUUAGCUCAACUACUACUACUACUACUACUACCACUACCACUACCACUACCACCCCUGGCAGCUUUACUUUUGGCCUAAGUUCUUCAACCAGCCGCACCGGAGUUGGAUCUAGCAGUGCUACUCCUGUACACAAUUUUUCUGACAGCUCAUCAUGUUCCACCCCUGUGAGUACCACUACCACUGCUACUGCUAAUGUGCUCUCAUUUGGUGGGAAUAGUUGUUCGGCUCCCUCCUCCUCCAGUGUUCCUAGCAACAGCAAUCCCUUUGCUGCCAACUGGCAAAACCCGAAGCCAUCCCCAAUCUUUGGUUCCUCCAACGCAUUCCCAUUUGGGGCACCAUCGUCGUCAUCGUCGAGUGUUUUCAAUACGACAUCAUCGGCUGCACCCUUCUCAUUCACUGCAGCCGCCUCAACGCCUGCGCCAUCUGUAUUUGGUGGUGCAGACCAGAUGAAUGCAGAGGAUAGCAUGGCCGAGGAUCAUCCAGUGCAGCAGCAGCAGCCCAUUGUUCCCUCGAUAUUUGGUCAGUCGGGGGUGGCGGUGGCCCCUACUCCUCCCCCUGCUUUUGCGUUCGGACAGCCCAGCUCGUUUGUUUUCGGCGGUCAGCAGAAUCAAGUUGGUGGUGCUGUACCACCUCAGAAUCCUAACCCGUUUCAGGCUUCGGGCAGUCUGGAGUUCAAUGCGGGAGGGAGCUUCUCGUUGGGCAGUGGCGGAGGUGACAGGUCAGGUCGGAAAAUUGUCAAGAUCAGCAGAAGCAAGAAUCGCAAGAAGUAA